Messenger RNA from Cannabis sativa, 1311 nucleotides. RefSeq lists its product as uncharacterized. The transcript is spliced from 2 exons. NCBI's taxonomy places the organism in Eukaryota, Viridiplantae, Streptophyta, Magnoliopsida, Rosales, Cannabaceae. The record is from RefSeq and is a predicted model, not a curated record. Bases 1 to 1311 code for a protein of 436 amino acids.
AUGAAUGAAACACGAAGACUCAUAGAUGUCGCUGCUGGUGGAGCUUUCAUGAGGAAAAGUGCUAAUGAGGCCUUUGAAUUACUUGAAGAGAUGGCCAUGACUAACCAACAAUGGUCAACAGAAAGAGGUCCAUCUAAAAAAGUUGCAGGUAUGUAUGAAGUGGAUGCUAUUACCAAGUUGACAGCUCAGGUAGAGGCCCUAACAAAAUUGAUGUCUAUUCAAGUAAAACAAGCUCAAGUGGUCUGUGAGCUAUGUGGAGGUCCUCAUCCCUACUCAGAAUGUCAAGAAGAUGUGAAUGAUUUGCCAAUGGAUGAAGCAAAAGCCAUUGGAAAUUACUCUCACAACAACAACCACUAUGGGUUUAAUCGAGGUAAUCGAAGAAAUAGUGGGUUCUAUCAACAGAGAAAUCAGAACCAGUCACAGAACCAACAACAGACUCAACAACAAAGCUCUAGUGGAAAUUCUGGUCUUCAGACAGAUUUUUUAUUGCAAUUCAUGACAGAGACGAGAUCUUCCAUUAAAGACUUGGAAACUCAGAUGGGGCAACUAGCAACUCAGAUAGCAACUCAUCCUCAGGGAAACUUGCCUAGUACAACCGAAGUGAAUCCUAAAGAAAACUGCAAGGCAAUCACCUUGCGAAGUGGAAAGAAAUAUGAGGUGCCUGAUAUGGUACAACCAGUGGAUGAAGAAAUUAAAGAUGAACCGGUAACAACCCCAACAACAACAAAGAAGAAGACUACUGACGGUCUUCAACAAAAAGAAACUCCAACUCCCAUCAGCAUUGACCAUCACAUCAAAAUUCCUUAUCCUCAAAGACUUCAGAAGAAUAAGAUAGAUAAGCAGUUUUCAAAAUUCCUUGAAAUAUUCAAGAAACUGCAUAUCAACAUCCCAUUCUUAGAGGCUUUGGAACAGAUGCCAACUUAUUUGAAGUUCAUGAAAGAUAUCCUAUCUAAGAAAAGAAAGUUGGAAGAAUUUGAGAUGGUGGCACUUACUGAAGAGUGCAGUGCGGAAGAUGAGAAUAUGCCAAUCAUCUUGGGAAGACCAUUCCUAGAAACGGGAAGAGCAUUAAUUGAUGUACACAAGGGGGAGUUAAAGUUGCGUGUUCAAAAAGAAGAAGAGACUUUCAAGGUAUUUGCCGCAACUGAAAUUCCCACUUGUUGUCGACUGGAAGUUGUAAAGGAUGGUCGAGAAGUAAUUACCAACAAGAAGAAAGGGAAGUCUAAAGAACGAUUUCGAACGUUUCGACGCCGUAUGAAAAGACUGUUGUGUGGCAAUUAUGAUGGUGACUCUCAAUCUAAGGAAAGCUUUUAA